Pollicipes pollicipes is the source of this 379-nucleotide messenger RNA. RefSeq names its product integrator complex subunit 8-like. Gene Ontology annotation, biological process: snRNA 3'-end processing. The transcript is spliced from 3 exons. The record is from RefSeq and is a predicted model, not a curated record. Gene Ontology annotation, cellular component: integrator complex. Bases 12 to 353 code for a protein of 113 amino acids. NCBI's taxonomy places the organism in Eukaryota, Metazoa, Arthropoda, Thecostraca, Pollicipedomorpha, Pollicipedidae.
UGCUGCGGUGCAUGAUCAAGUGCUGCUCCACGCUGCACUGCUACACGCAGGCGGCCGUGUUGUGCCAGUUCCUGGACGAGGUGGACUACGCCAGCGCGUUCCAGUACGUGGCGGAACGGAACUGCGCCGACGCCAUGGACGCAUACUACGACUGCAUCUGGGACAUGACGCUGCUCGAGUACCUCACGCACCUGCACCACAAGCGCUCAGAACGCGACAAGCGGCAGCAGGUGAUCCGGCUGAUCGGACAGCUGGAGCUCAACUCCAACAACAACGAAGAGAUCCAGCGCGAGGCGGCCGGCGUGCGCAAGGCCCGCUUCCUGCGCGCCAUGGUCAAACAGUACGCGGCCUGAGGUGCGCCGCCGCACGCCGCCCGAGC